CUAGAGAUAACGUUAUCAACCAAUAUAAUAGUGCCGUUGGUAUUGAUGUUGUAGUGCAACAUUACGAUGGAGAUGAAGUCGUUAAUAAUAAUAUGUUUAGUUAUAGUUUGUGUAGCUGCUCAGGCAACGAAUAACAGCAAUUUAAUCUCAGUUGUUGUGAUCGCUAGACAUGGAGAUCGUACUCCAACCAAGUUUGCACCUCUGGAUCCUUACAGCGACCACAAAUAUUGGCCAGCAGGAAGAGGCGAAUUGACGAAUGUGGGAAUUCAGCAGCACUAUAAUUUAGGCAGAUGGCUCCGAGAAAGAUAUGCAGAUUUCAUCCCGUCCAAAUACAACAAAAAAGACAUCUACGUGAGAUCGGCUUCCGCUGAUCGAUGCCUCAUGUCAGCCGCAUCCAAUUUGGCUGGCCUUUAUCCGCCGACAGAAGACCAAAUCUGGAAUCCGAACUUACCCUGGAGACCGAUACCGAUACAUUCGAAGCCGAAAUCUGAAGAUUACAUCUUCGAGAUGGGCAGUAUCUGCCCCAGAUACGAAGAAAUAUACCAGGACCUCUUAAACUCCGUUGAGUUCAAGGAAAUCGACGCUUUGAACUCCGCGCUUUACGCAUAUCUCGAAACUAACCUGGGGGUGAAGAUUGAAAGUUUCACAGAUAUCCAGCCAUGGUACGAUACGUUGAGGAUUGAAGAACUGAAUAACUUAACACUACCCAAUUGGACGCACUCGGUUUAUCCGGACGUCAUGAAGCAAUGGUCAGAUCAGACCUUCAAGGUUUCAACUUACGACAGCGAAUUGGCUCGUUUUGGUACUGGUCCUUUCUUCGAUAAAAUCUCGAAGCACUUCGAGGCCGCUAGUACCAACUUGACCAAGAAGUUGAUUGCGAAGAAGAUUGUUCUGUUUACUGGGCAUCAAACGAAUAUCUGCGAUAUAUCUAAUGCACUGAAAGUAUUCAGAGAAGCGCCCUUUGCCAGUGCGUUGAUCUUCGAACUCAGGAAUGACACCAAGUCGUCGAAGCCAUUUGUUCAACUGCUGUAUAAGACAGAGGAAGGAUUGGAAGUUCUCAAGAUGAAGAAGUGUAGCGUUGAGUGUGACCUGGAAGACUUUUUGAGAAUUGUGGAACCUUUGAGGAUGAAUGAUACUCAAGUUAUAGAAGAAUGUAACAUUACGAAAACCUUUUUGGAAUGAAAUAUGACAACAAUUUAAUUGUUACUCGGGAAAUUUGACUGAAAUUAAUAAAUCCUGAUUCAAUUUUA
Messenger RNA from Coccinella septempunctata (seven-spotted ladybird), 1250 nucleotides. RefSeq names its product lysosomal acid phosphatase-like. Gene Ontology annotation, molecular function: phosphatase activity. The record is from RefSeq and is a predicted model, not a curated record. Bases 67 to 1182 code for a protein of 371 amino acids. Gene Ontology annotation, biological process: dephosphorylation. NCBI's taxonomy places the organism in Eukaryota, Metazoa, Arthropoda, Insecta, Coleoptera, Coccinellidae. The transcript has 3 exons.